This is a messenger RNA of Neopsephotus bourkii (Bourke's parrot), 1915 nucleotides long. RefSeq names its product myelin protein zero-like protein 3. Bases 95 to 793 code for a protein of 232 amino acids. The transcript is spliced from 6 exons. Gene Ontology annotation, cellular component: membrane. The record is from RefSeq and is a predicted model, not a curated record. NCBI's taxonomy places the organism in Eukaryota, Metazoa, Chordata, Aves, Psittaciformes, Psittacidae.
CCAUGGCAACCCGGGGCCGCCAUCUUGGGCUGUCCCCGCCCUCACCUGCGCUGCGCAGGUGAGCCGCCAUAUUGCGGCCCAGAGCGGAGCCGGGAUGCGGUGCGGCGGGGCGGGCGGCGGCUCCGUCCUUCCGCAGGGAGCCCUGGUGCUGCUGCUCGGUGCCUGCAGUGCUCUUUCCCUGGAAAUAAAAGCCAGUGCUAGCGUGCGAGCUUAUGUUGGCGAGCAGGUAGCACUGAAAUGCUCCUUCAAAUCCAGUUUGCCCAUCGCUGAGAGCCUGACGAUAGACUGGACGUACCGGCCCGUCACGGGGGGUCAGAUGGAGACAAUUUUUCAUUAUCAGUCUGUUCCAUACCCGACAACAGUGGGAAAGUUCAAAGACAGGAUAUCCUGGGUUGGGAAUGUUGCCAAGGGCGAUGCUUCCAUUGCUAUUGAAAGCCCAUCAAUGAGUGACAAUGGGACGUUCAUCUGCAGUGUGAAGAAUCCUCCGGACGUGUACCAUAACAUUCCCCAAACGAUGCUGGUAGUUACUGAGAGAGGCUUCUCCUUCCAGCUCACUUCAGCGGUGCUGCUGUCCAUUUUAGUGUUCCUCCCUUCCAUCAUUGUGGUUGUUCUGCUGCUGGUAAGGAUGGGAAGAAAAUUUGCAGUGCAAAAGGAGAAUAAAAAGCCUGGCUAUAAGAAAUCCUCCAUCGAAGUGUCUGAUGAGUCUGAACAUACAGGGACAGGCACCUGCUGGGGGAAACUCAGGGACCGGUGUCUGAACUGUGUGGACACAGAUGAGGAAGACCCAUACUGAUGAAAGUCUAAAGCUAUGCAUAAAGAACAAAAUGACAGCACUGAAAAUCAUGACUAGAUGAGUACGAAGGCUGCUGGAUAACCAGUGCAGAUUGAAGGACCUGCUCUAAUCUUUGUAGAUUGGAAGAAUAAUGCCGAUGGGAUAGUUCACUUUAAGCACAAAACAAUGAUUUUUGACAUCUUUCUGAUUUAGUGGAAAACCAAAAGUCUUUUAACCUCAUUUCUCCAGUGCCUGCAGAAAACUUGGUGCCUACAGCUGUACAGCCUGUUCCCUACCAGCAGCCUGCCAAUGCAGUUUCUCAGUUUACUUGCAGAUUUGCUUCCUUUAUUAUUGUGACAUCCCUCCUUUCCUGUGCCCUUGAAUCUGAAUUGCCUGAAGCACAGGCUACUCCAGACUGCUGUCAGCUCUCUAAGGUGAUAAUCAUUGGACAUUGACAACAAUUUCUUCUCCAUUUUUUGGGAAGUAUUUGCUAAGGACUGAAAACAGUCUGAAUUGGUACCUGGCUCAUUUGUCUUUGAGCAAGAGAACCUGCUGCUUUUAACUGUUUCUUGGUUUAAUCUGCCACUGGUUUGUUCCUGCUUUUUCCUGGUUCUGUUUUUAAGUCACCAGCUGCAACGUAAUGUUACCUUUAUAUUGUUGAGUUUUCCCUUUCCUUUUUACUUGUGAGUAUUUGUCCAGGGCUGCAUUAGUAGGUUCAUCUCCUACUUGUAGAAGUGAAGCACAAUUCAUACAAACCAAUUUUUAAAAAUCAGAAAUGCAAAUGGGGACUCUGUAUCUGGGGAAACAUAACCCCAUCUACCUCAACCAUUGACUGAAGCGAUGUCCAAAGGAAUCUUCCGUGUUCAGAAGAAGAGACGUGUUCCUCCUCUCUUCUUCUAGGUGCCUUUUGAGGGUAACAGCCAAACAUGCAUCAUUACUGCCCUCUGCGAGUGAGUACAUUCUCUUUCACCAACCUUCUCUGGUAAUGGAUGGCAGAGAGCAGUGGAAUUCAUGUCUGCUUAGCACCUAAACAGUUGCUGGUUUCAGCUUCCUUUCUGUAUGCGGCAUUGGUCAAAUAGCCUCCUUUUACACGUGUGUUUAAGUUUACUGUUUGUGCCAUUACCAAUAAAUUGCUUUGUUUCA